UUGGUUUGUGUUAGCGGAAGCGUAGGCACGUCACUUCCUGCCUGGCGCCCAGGCGAGGGGAGCGCGUGGCCAUGGCGAGGAAGAGCGGAGGCGGCGGGGCCCACCGGGCCGGGUCCCUGAAGCAGCAGAACAAGCCGCACAAGAGCGGGAGGCACAGCGGGAGCAGCGCGAAGAAGCAGGGCGGUGAGGAGGCCCGUCUGUACAUGUAUAUGCAGUCCUGUCCUGCGUGAAGUCGAUGGCAUCCUUCAGCUCAGGCACAGGCAAACUCGGCCCGCCAGAUGAUUCGAGACUACAAUUCCCAUCAUCCCUCACCACUGGUCCUGUUAGCUAGGGAUGAUGGGAGUUGUAGUCCCAAAACAUCUGGAGGGCCGAGUUUGCCUGUGCCUGCUCCAGCUGGUCCGUCGGGGGGGGGGCGGCAGCUCUUCCGAGACAGGAUGCUGCCGAUGGCUGUGCCAGAGAACUUUAGCUGCGAGACCCCCUUUUACCCCACGUGCGCCCUCUUGAAACCGCUUCGAUCAGCGGAACUGGCAAGAUUACAGGUGCCACAUAGCGCUUCUUUCUGCAGCUGUAAGAAAUUGAUCUUCCCCUGUGGCAGCGCCUGAGCUUUGGAACUCCCCGCCUAUUGAUACCGGGCAGGCGCCUUCACUGCACUCUUUUCAGCACCUGCUAAAAACAUUUUUGCUUAAAUACCCAGGUAUCUAGAACGCUGGUGUGUUUUUAGUUUAUUGCUGUUUUUAAUUUUUGGAACGUUUUGAUUGUUUUUACAGAAAAAAAUUCUCGCUUUAUUCAUAAUGUAAACUGCUUUGAGGUUUUAUUCAAUCAAGCGAUAUAUGAAUUUGAUUAAAUAAACAAACAAAUAAAAUGAUUGGUGGGCAAUGAGUCAUAAGGAUAAGCUUGGCUCAGCAGUGUGGGUGCAUAUGAUCAAGACCAGUAUUUAAACAGUUUCCCUAACUCCAUGUCUUCCUCUGAAUUCUGUUAUGUAUAGCGUAGCACCAUAUGCAUUGAGAGCUUUUUCUCUUCUCUCUCCGCCCUUUCCUUAGGCCGGGUCCCUGCUAAGACACUCAGCCAGCAGCGGCACCGCAAUUUGGCCAAAUUGGACCGCAAGCAUCGGGCCUGGCAGCUCCGCCGGCAGUGCAGGGAGAUGGUGAGUCAGUGAGAAGCUGGUGGGGUGGAGGGCAAGCCUCUUCCUGCUUCUACAGGGGAGGGAGACAAACAUAAGAAGGGCAUCUGCUGGAUCAGGCCAAAGGAGGCCAUCUAUUCCAGAUGCCUAUGGGAAACCUGCAAGCAGGAUUCAAACAAAAGUGUCCUCUCCCCUCCUGCAGUUUUCAGCAGUUGGCAUUCAGCAGCAUUGCUGCCUCUGAUGGCAGAGCAUAGUCGUUGUGUUUAGUGGCCAUCAAUAGUCCUCUCCUCCAUGAAAGGACCUGUGUUUGCUUUUUCUUGGUCACAGGUGUUGGAAGAAAAGCGGAACUUGGGUCGCAAGGAUGGGCCACCCCACUUGGUGGUGGUAGUCCCGCUGCAUGCUGGCGUCGCUAUCCCAAGAGCCUUGAGCCUGUUUCAGAGCAGUGCAGCUUCUACUGUGUGCCAAACCAAGAUGGGCCCACCAGGUUUUGGCCUGCUGUGCCACCAAUCCAGACUCCGGUGGCGCUUUGUGGUGGCUGACACAGGUAGGGACACCUUAGCGUACUGAGACACUGUCGUUACAACAUGCCAGCCUCCACCUUCACAUGUGCCUUUCUUGUCACCCAGGGAACCUCCAUGCUGUGCUGGACCUGGCCAAGGUAGCAGACACCCUCCUUUUUGUGCUGGAUCCUCACGAGGGCUGGGAUGCCGCUGGAGACUACUGCCUUUCCUGCAUCUUUGCACAGGGCCUCCCCAGCUAUGGUGAGAACAGUGUCGAAAGCUGCUGUGCUAGCAGGAGGGGGCUCUUCCUUUACCAAAUCCCUCCUAGCAGAACAGUGUUCGGAUGCCAGGGUUUGAAGUGGCGAGACCAAACUGCAUAACUAGGAAGAACAUCUGAAUUAUAGACUGUGUGAGGGAGCCAGGUAACCUCCAGUUAAGACACAGGGGGAUUUACUGUUCUUUUUAUCCUGAUUUUCAGACAAAGCGGCUCAAGUUAGAGAGAGGCAGGCAGGCAGGCAGGCUUUGCCACUGGCAUAUAAACUAAAAAUGCAACAUGUAAAAGUGGAGAGCGACAGGAAAAGGGAGAGGAAAGAGUCCUUCAAGGUCAGAAUGAAGUGCUGAGUUACAAACAUUUACAUUCAGUUCAGGCAAUGCUGAUCCUCCCUUGCUGAUGUUCUUGUCUGAGCAGUGGAUUGUGGCUCUUUUCUCUUUGGCCAAAGGGUGGGGCCAGAAGGUUCUUUCCACUCCCUUGGGGCAAAUGAUAGCUGGAGCCAAGUGUUAUUUCUGGCUGGGAAGGCGGGUGUAAGCUUGCAGCUCAUGUUUCUUUGGCUGAUAGAUGGGGAUGGGCUGAUCUCCUCCUUGCCAUGGUGUUCUUCCUGAGAGGCAGGGGAGGGGGUCCUUGAUCCUGUGGCUGGUGGCAGAGGUCAGAGAGAGCUGCCCAUCAGGUCUCAUAUUAAAAUGGAUUAGACCAAUUCACAAAGAGGGACAGAUCUUUUGCAGCUGCUGCCCGUGAGUGCUAAAUUGAGCAACUGUGUUAAUUAACAGUCUCUCCCCAAGCCACAUAUAUUGUACACAAACAGGGCAGGGCUGUUGUGUCUGUUUAUCAAGAGACAUUUGGCAGGCCUGAAUUGGAAAUGCGAUGGCAGAUGAGACAAAUUUUGGAUCUGAUCCACUAUGCCUCACCCUGUGUUGUUGAACUUAUACCAACUUAUGGAAGGGAUGGGCAGUGGGCUUCCAGUCAGUGCUGCAAGGCUGCUUACGUUUGUAGAGCUGGAAAGGACCCCAAGGGUCAUCAGGUCCAAUCUCCUGCAAUGCAGGAAACUUUUUGCUGUAUGUGGGGCUUGAACCCACAACCCUGAGAUGAAGUCUCAUGCUCUACCAACUGAGCUAUCUCAGGGAUACCUUGCUGGCAUCUAGAGGUUUUGGUCCACGCUGCCUUGGGGGGUCCCCUGAGCUUCACAGCUGCCUGUAAGCAGACAUUAAAGCCUACCCAGCCAUUGAUGCUUCUCUCCCGUUUGUCACCUGCAGGCCUUGCUGUUCAAGGUCUUUCUGACCAGCCGCUAAAGAAGCAGAUUGACUGCCGCAAGAAGCUGAACAAAGCCAUCGAGAAGAGGUUCCCUGAAGACAGGCUCUUCCCCCUCGACACAGAGCAGGAGUCCGCCCUGCUGCUUCAGCACCUGGCCAGCCAGAAGCAGCGGCACCUGGUCUUCCGAGACCGGCGGGCUCACCUGCUGGCCACUGCCGCCACUUUCGUGCCCAGCACAGACAGCGCCUUGGUGGGGACCCUGAAGGUGUCUGGUUACGUCAGGGGACGGAGCCUGAACGUGAACAGCUUGGUGCAUAUUGUGGGACACGGGGACUUCCAGAUGAGUCAGGUGGAUGCCUCCCCAGAGCCCUUUGCUCUAAACUCCAGAACUGCAAAAGUACACCCAAGGAGCAUGGGGGACCAGGUAGGUUCUGUUGCCUGGCUGGUGGGGUGGGGGGCAGGAACUGGAAGGUAGGAGGAGGCAGCAAAUGCUUGUGGGGGUGGGGGAGAAAGCAUCUCCUUUGCCCCCAGGUGGCCAUGCUUGAACUUCUCUCCCCUGGUUUCUAGGAUGACCUUGUCAGGAGAGAAGAGGAGAUGGAGGAAGACGUGAAGGUGCUCAGCAAGGCUGAUGCCAGCAAGCAAGAGUCUCUGCAGUCAGAAGUGACCCCUGACCCCAUGGAUGGAGAGCAGACCUGGCCCACCGAGGAGGAGCUGAAAGAGGCUGAGGGUCAGUCUGAGCCUUGUCCAUCCUACCUGCCUCCUACUUUAGACCAGCUGUCUUUUUGUCGCUUUGCACGUGGGCUGGGCUGAGGCUCUCCUUCUCUUUCAGGCUCAUUAUGGUCUGGGUUGGGCUUCAAACGCUGCUUCCUUGUUAAAUUAUAUAUUUCAUUAACAUUAUACCCUGCUUGAUUGUAAGAAGAAAAACCCUCAAAGUGAUUUAUUUAUUUUUGUAAACCCAAUAGAAUUAUCACUAAGAAAAAUCAUCAAGAAUUAUUUGAGACAUUCAGAAAGUCUAAAUAACAAUAUACAAAAAACAGAUUGCAGCUUGAGCUAGCUUUUUAAAUGUCUGGGUAGGUUUAUAGUUUUUGGCAUUGCAAAUCGUUUUAUCGCUUCUUAACGGUAGUGUGUAAAAGCACCAGCAGUGUGUGCUUUUAAAUAGUUCAGCUUCACUUUCCUGGUGCUGUAAAGCAGCCUUUGCUGUAACUGCUUCAGUUUGGCCAGAUGAGGAGCGGUGAGCGCGCUCUCUCUCUCUCUCUCUCUCUCUCUCACGCUGGCUAACUGCGCUUGCACUUCCAGAGUCCUUGGCACAGAGGAAGAAGAUGACCAAGAGGGUCCCAAAAGGCACAUCUGCCUACCAGGCUGCCUGGAUCCUGGACAACAAUGACGAAUUGGAGAGUGGCAGUGAGGAGGACGAUGAGGAGGAAGACAAGGAAGAGAAUAUGGUGGAAGAGCCCAUCUCCCAGGUAAUGGGAUUGGGGUUAGUGCACAGCAGGAAGGUGUCGCCGGCAUCUGAUGGGCAAGUGGGGAAGGAGGAGAGCUGGGGAGAAUGGGUUCAUUGUAGGUAUUCUGGACUGUUCAGGAACAGCUGGGUGCAAGAAGCGGGGGACUUGAUGUGCAGGAACCCUAAAAUGUUGGCUUGGCUUACUAGCUGGACUCUAUGCUUGCUGCCAAUACUGUCAAAGUCUUUUGGCAUGUGUUCAAAGGGUAGGGUAGAGAGGCAAAGGGAAUCUCUUACUUGAUUUGUGUUAGGAAGAAAGUAGGAAACUGCUGGAGAGAGGCUUGAACCUUGGAGCUAGCGGGACCCAGCAGAAGGAGUCAUCUCCUGCUUGGCAUCUUCUCUUGAGAGCCAGGAACAUGUUUUGGUAGUGAGAUAGAUUAGUGGACCCCUGCUGAUGGUGGAAUGAAGAGCGGCAUUGUGCGUGCAUAGCACUGAGAGGUCAGAAUUCGGGGAGGGGGAUAGGAAGCCGCCAUAUGCAGAGUCAGACCAUUGGUCGAUAUUGCUCGAUAUUGUCUGCACUGACUGGCAGAGCUCUCCUAGCCCUACCUGGACAUGCCAUCAGGAAUUGAAUCUGGGACCUGUUGCUUGCCAGGCAGAUCCUCUUCCACUCAGCUGUGGAUCUUCUGUGAUCCAUAAAGAGGAACAUGGUUGUAAGAGCGUAGCAAAGAGAGAUGGCAAGCCAUGAGUGUCUGUCUUGACUGCCAGCCUAGUAUUUUAUUUUAUUUUUCAUUUCAUGUCAUUCUUCAAGUAGUAGUAUACCAAUUACGUAGACAUGGUGCCUUUUUCCUUUAAAAGGUUUCUUUCUUCAAACACUUUCUCUCUUGUCUCUCACAACCCCAUGUGGGUUGCUUUUUCGUAUGCUAGGAUGGGAGUGGCAGUGAAGAGGAGGAGGAGGAGGAGGAUGAAGAGGCCACAGAGGAAGAGGAGGGUCCAGACAUGACCCUCCUGGACGAUGAGAAGAUGGAGGACAACGAGGCAAUUCUGGAGAAGUACAGGCAGGAGCGGCAGGAGGAGAUGUUUCCAGAUGAGGUGGACACACCACGAGAUGUGGCGGCCCGGAUCCGGUAAGAGCCUCCUACAUGCAGGGUGAAAAGGUAGGAGUGCCUGCAAUGGGAUGGCGAGGUCUGCCCUGGUUUGCUACAUUUAUCGCGGCCAGUUGCCAAAGCGAGGCCGGGUCUUGAUGCCCAGGUUCAUGUUAGACUGGGCUUUGGGAACAGAGGAGCCUUGCAGCUCCUCCUGAAGCUGGUUCACAGGCAGCUCCUCUGCUGAGUGUGGGAUAGGCAAAGGCAGGAGGCCGGGUCUCUUGGAGCGCUGACUCCCUCUGGUUGUCUCCAGGUUCCAAAAGUACAGAGGACUAAAAAGUUUCCGGACCUCUCCAUGGGACCCCCAAGAGAACCUGCCCAGGGACUAUGCCCGGAUCUUCCAGUUCCAGGAUUUCUCCCGGACGAGGAAACACGUCUUCCGGCAGCUGGAGAAGGAGGAGAGCAGUGGAGCUGAGGUAGACCUUUCCUCCAGGCUCCAGAUCUGGUCUGGUUCUGCCAUACACCCUGAAGGCUCCUUGCUCCCAUCGGUCCUGUUAAAAAAUUGCAGAGCUGGAGGGCAGAGGAGUGGGAGACAGCUGGGUGCAGUGAUCCCAGGCAUGGGAUCAUUUGCACCCAGCCUCCCCUGAAACAAGCUCAGGGCAAAACAAGAGCAAGCCAAAAGAGCCUGCAGGGGCAAGAGCUCCAUGUGGCUUGAGCUAGUCCGUGCCACGGUGGAGGGCAAAAGCCAUGUCACCUGGGGUUGCCUGUGGCCUGCGAUUCCUUGGUUGUGUAGAACCUGCAACAACUCAGCACAGAACUGAGAAGCUUGAGCACCUUGUGGGUUUUCCUUCAAACAUGAGAGCAAGUUUGCAAAGAGAAGCUGGAAAGUGCAAGGCGCCUGGUCUUCUGAAAUCUUGGAAGCCAGAGAUGGGCCUGAAUAAAGUUUCCUCUGGGCAGGGGCAGAGCCUCAGCCCCCCUUCCUUGCUCCUGGCUUCCCUCCAGGACAGUCCAGAGCAGCCUCCCCCAUCUGAUGCCUGCCAGGUGUUUCGGACUGCAAUUCCCUUUAGCCCUAGCCUCAUGCAGAAGCUGACGGGGUCUGAGAGCAGCCAUGGUGCAAAACCUCUGGGGGGCAUCAGGUUGAAGAAGGCUAGUCCACAAUAAUGGGCUAGGUUUUUUUUACUAUUGCUUUUAUUGAAAUGAUUUCAUGGAUAACAAAGGUACAUAAAAGGUCGUGUUUCUUUUUUUAGUUCAUAAACUCCUAUCUGCAGGCGUGUUACAUUUGGUGUGAGAUAUUUCUGUCAUAGACAUUGUGAGUGGGGGAGAAAGCUAAGGGGAGAGAGAGAGGUGGGAGAAGGAAGGGGGUAAUGAUUUUUCCGUCUUUUGCAUAGUGCAUGCGUUGGGUCUUGUGUCAGCGUCACGUGGAUAGGUUCUUCAUCUAUUCAGUUGUUAGUUUUUGUUGGCGGUGAGAGAAAUUGGGGAGCCCAGAGCAUGGUUGGUUGCAUUCAGCUGCUUGCAGUGCGUUUUGCUUGUGUGUGAGUGGGGGUGGGGUUGCUGGAUCAAAUUACCGUAUUUUUCACUCCAUAAGAUGCACCGUUGACCAUAAGACGCACCUAGCUUUUAGAGGGGGAAUGCAAGAAAAAAAAAAUUCUUUAAAGGGAGUGCUGAGCAGAGCCUGUAUGCAGGCGCAACGUGUGUGUGGCGCUUGCAGGCUUUUCCCCCAGGAGGGAAAAGGGCAGCCUGUCACUGACGGGUUGCCCUUCUCCCUCCUUGGGGAAAAGCCCCCAAGAGCUGCACACACGCUCAGCACGGCUCUUUAAAGGGAGCGCAGCUCUUGGGGGCUUUUGCGGGAGAUGGGGGAAGGGACUGAGGAGCUAAGCCAGAAACUAGAACAGCAAUAGGGAGCGCUGCGCAGUGAAAAAUACGGUAGCCAUAUCAAUUUGUAUGCUGUCCGGGGUGUGUGUGGGUUAUGUUGUUGUCUUGUAAUAAAGGGGAGCUACACUGGGGUGAAGGCAUCUUGUUUGUCCCCCUGCUAAUUUCAGUUUGCUCAGUAUUGGGCUAGUUGAACCAAUGGUUCGAUUCUGUAUAAGGCAGUAGGGUGUGUUCAUAACCUCAGCUGGAUAAUCAGUGUAGGCUUUGGAACUUGGAGCUUCAUUUGGCACAGGUAGGUAGUUGUGUUGGUCUGCCGUAGUCGAAACAAAAUAAAAGAAUUCCGUCCAGUAGCACCUUAGAGACCACCGAAGUUUGUUAUUGGUAUGAGCUUUCGUGUGCAUGCACACUUCUUCAUUUGGCAGCCCUUGAUGUGCGACCUCAGCUUAUUAUUGAGAUUUCUCAGUUUGGGUGAAACUGCAUCAGGUGAAACUGCAUCAGAGCUUGCAAACUAGGCCCAGGGUGGCGAGCCCAUGGCCCCCGAUGCUGCUGGGCUUGUAGCUCCUGUCAGCCGCAGCUAGUAGGCAGGGUGAAUGGGAGCUGUUGGCCAGCCACGGUUGGAGGGCCUUAGGCUGCCCACCCCUGCUUUAUCAUAGAAUCAUAGAAUCAUAUGAUUAGAUAAAGCGGGGGUGGUGGGGCCUUGCCCAUCCUGAUCCAUUGCUUGGGGUUUCACACGCAAUGAGUCUGUGCACAUUUAAACCAGCUCUUGGCAUUUGGUUGUCUGGGGCAGCCUUUGCCAAUCUGGUGCUCUUCAAAUGCUUUGAAGGACAGCUCGCAUCAGCAUCGUAUGGCCAUCUUGGUUGACCAGCUUGGUAAAAGCUGGUGUUUCCAAAUUGCUUACAGUCCUUUUCUGGUCUCCAGUACCUGUUUGCUGAUGGGCAGAGUUUCUGCUCCUUCCUGCUUUCUGAACCCACCAUUUCCUACUUUGCUCCAGGCGCUGCCAGGUUCGCUCUUUCACCCUGUCUUCCCUUCCUGCAGGUCGGCUGUUAUGUCACGCUGCACAUCUGCAGUGUCCCCGCCUCGGUCAUGGAGAGUUUCCAGCAGCAGGCGCCUCUGUUGCUCUUCACGCUGCUUCCUUACGAACAAAAGGUGAAUGGGGAGGGGAGCAAUUUGGGGGUUCUGGCCACACCCAGCUGUGCUGUGCCCCCUUCACUUAAGCUGACAGCUUUUCAUCACAAUGUCUGAAACUGUCUAACGUUGAAAGGGCAACCAAAAUGAUCAAGGGGAAAGGUUGCAGCAUCUGGGGUUUUUUAGUUUAAGGAAAAGGCAAGUAAGAAGAGACAUGAUAGAAGCUUGUUAAAUUUAGCAUCACAUGGAGAAAGUAGAUAAAGAAAAGUUUUCCCCCCUCAACACAAGUACUUGUGAACAUCCAAAUGAAGCAGAAUGUAAAUGUAAAUGAAGCAGAAUGUAAGAUUUAGGACAGAUGAAAUAAAGUCCUUCUUCAUGAAGUGCAUAGUUAAACUGUGGAACUCCCUCCCACAGUGAUUGGCCGCUAACCUGGAUGGCUUGAAAAGAAGAUUAGACAAAUUAAUGAAGCAGAGGGUUAUCGAUGGCUACCAGCCACAAUGGGUCUGCUCUGCCUCCCCAGUUGGAGGCAGCAGUGCUUCUGAAUACCAGUUUCUGAAAACCACAGGAGGGGAAAGUGCUCUUGUGCCCAGGUCUUGCUUGCAGGUUUCCCAGGGCCGUGUGGCCGCUGUGAGAACAGAAUGCUGGACCAGAUGGGCCCCCUUUGGCCUGAUCCUGCAGCCAGGAUCUUGUUCUGUUCUUAUGACACCUGACAAGCAUUUGGUGAUUCUCUUGCCUGCCUUGGGUGUGAGUUUGGGCUAUUCCUAAGGCUCCCUCUUUUCCUCCCCUUUUCUUCUCCGUGCUCUCUGCAGAUGUCUGUGCUCAACCUCCUGGUGAGACGCCAGCCGGGUGACACUGAGCCCGUCCGGUCUAAGGAGGAGGUGAUUGUCCAUUGCGGCUUCCGCCGCUUCCGAGCCUCCCCGCUCUACUCCCAGCACAGUUCAGGUGAAUGAGCGUUUCCCCCCUCCUGUGCCCCAGGCUUCCUGUUUGGGCCCCUGCAGUUGGUUCUGUGAAUGUGUGUGUCCAGAGAAGUCUUGGUGAAAGUCCUAUGCUGAACAUGUGGAACAGGGUAGCGGGUCUUCAGAUGCCCCAGCCCCGUGUUGUGCCGUCGUUGAAUACUUUGGGUGAUCUGGAAUGUAUAGUGCAAACACAUCUCACAUGAGGCUUCUGUUCCAGGAACAGCACAUGUACACAAAAUUGCACAUAGCCAAAAGCUGCUGGCUGGCAAUGGGGGGAACCCCAUGUGGAGGACCUCCCUGUGUCUCCACUUGUCAGGUGACUAAAUGCUGCUCCCUUGGCUGCAGAAGGGAGCAAAGAGGCAGACAGCAAAGAGGCAGCAGCUGCUGCAGAUCCAUUCCAGCCUUUAUCUUCUGCUUGCACCUCCAUCUGUCUGCCGAGCAGAGAAAAAUAUUUCUUCUUCCCCUGCCUGCCUCCCUCCUUUGUUCUGUCCUAGUCUCUCUCCUUCCUCCACUGCAGCUGUUGCCUGGAAGGGUGCCAGCAGAGUGCAUGUAAUUCAAUUUUUGCAAGUAAGGGGUGGGUGUGAGGUGCAAUUGCACUACAUUGUUUGCCUGGACAAAGAAGUGUGUUUGUGUGUGUCUGAUGUUUGCAUGGUUGGAAUACUAUAUAGGCUGCUAGCCAAUGAUAAGCCAAAGGUAAGACUCACACCUGUUGCUCCACCUACCACUGGAAGGUAGACCAGGUGGACCUUCAGGCUGGAAAAAAGGCCCCUGCUACCUUUCUAGCUGCAUCAUCCUGCUUCAGUGCUGCCUGGGACAUCACACAGCUACUUGCCCUGAGCCAGACAGACGCACUUGCUUGACCGGUCUGAGUGCCAGGCAGCUCCUUCCUGAUGCUCCCAGGAAAAGUGGAGCAAGGUGAGGCUGGUCCUUCAGUGGCAGAGGCUGCAGCCACAGCUUUCCAUUCUGUCCCUGGGAGCUUUCCUGGACAGAGCUCUGUAGCCUUGUAAUUCCACAAAGGGGCUGAGGAUUGGUGAAAGAGACCUUUCUGCGGCUCCAGGGCAGGGGCUGACGGUGUGCUUUCCUUCCCUCAGCGGACAAGCACAAGCUGGAGCAGUUUCUGCGGGCAGACACCGCCACGGUCGCCACCAUCUACGGCCCUAUCACUUUCCCACCUGCUUCUGUGCUGCUCUUCAGACAGAAGAGCAAUGGUGAGUUUGGUAUUAAGGGGAGGGCCUUUGGGGCAGGUGGGUUGUCAGCCCUGGGCCUUCUCCUGCUGCUGCCUCAGUUCCUGCCCAUGAGCAGCAGCCUGCUCCAGCGUGCCGCCCUCCCAAUGCUUUGGACUACAGUUGUGCUGACUGGGGAUGAUGGGAGGCGUAGUCCGAAGCAGCCAGCAGGUGAUGGGCUGGGGAAGGUUGUCUACACCAGUGGUGUCCAAGGUGGGCAAGUCACCCCCUGGGGGUGGGGUGGGAUUACCUGGGGGGCACUAAGAGGCAGAGGUGUCCCAAGACUUUGAAAAGCUGGUAUCACUGCAUCAAUUGGUUUUGUUGAAUUCAUUGAACCAAAUAGUUUGAAUUGGUUUUUUGAAUAAAUGUGAUUUGAAUUUUAUUGUGUUACUGUCUUCCUUACUGGUUCAUGCAGUAAUGAUUUUUGUAGCUUUGGGGACACUGGGGGGGUGAGUUUAUGGAACAAAUGGGCAGUGGUCCUGAAAAAGUUUAGGAACUGCUGUUUUGACAGCAACUUGGAAUCUACUUGGCUCGUUGAGAACAGCUGUCUGUUUGAACUACCCUGUCUUAUUUACUGGUGGCACUGCUGCAGUUUUUAAAUAUUUGUGUUGGUGCUGUUGAAUGGUCACUGUGAUGUGUGGGUGGGUGUUCCUUUUCCUUUCCUUUUUUUAGCAUGGGUAGCAGAAAAGGAUUGACGACUUUGGCUUUGAGCCAAGAGCAUUUCCAGCCCCUCGCCAUAGAUGCCAGCUGGUUACUAUUGAUAUCUUUUCCCACUUGAAAAGUGGUGCAAUGCUACUACUGUUUUGCUGGCUGGGUGAAGCCUGCAUUUAUUGCACAGGCUGUGGUGAGCUGGCUCCUAGAACUGAGCGCUGUUGCCCAUCCAGCAGCACGCUUGAUAAUUGCGUUUCUCUGCAGGAGCUCACAGCCUCCUGGCCACAGGCUCCCUGCUCAGUGUCGACCCUGACCGGCUGGUGAUCAAGCGGGUGGUGCUCAGUGGCCACCCAUUCAAGAUCCUCAGCAAGAUGGCAGUUGUGCGCUACAUGUUCUUCAACAGAGGUAUGUCGGGACCCAGAGGGAAGAGUGUCUGGCAGAGCUGCUGCUUGUUAGGGAGGAGUUGGGGAAGUGCCCUAGACUUGGGUCUGCAAGGCAGCACAGGCCUUGCCUGUCCACAUGCUGCCAGUCUGGUGGGUUUGUCUAUGGGAUGGCAAGCUAGCUGCUGUGGAAUAACCCAGACUCAGAUCUUCGGGGAAGGCUCUUUUCUCAGUGGCUGCUCUGAGUCUCUGGAGGGCCCUAGGGAAGCUAGACUGGCUCCCUUUCUUGUCCUUCUGCUGGCAAGUGAAGACUGUUUUAGUCCAACAGGUCUUAGGGAACUGGCUGCUUUUUAAGGAAAGAGCUCUAAUAGUGCCGUGCUGUUUUUAUUAUCUGUAUCUUAAUAGAUUUGUUUUAUAUAGUUUCAAUUCUAAUAAAGCUCAAUUGCUUUUUAGCUUUUUGUGUUUUACCUGUGUUGUUUUGUGUCAGCUGCCUCGAGACCCAGGGAAAAGGUGGGAUGUAAAUAAAUAUAAUAAUCUACACUCAUUUCCCCCUGGGAAUGCAGUGCUUGAAUAUUGAGCCAGAGGGAGGUUCUGCUAGUUCUGCGCUAUCCUAUGGACACCUUCCACCCCACUGUAUUCCAGAGCACCCUGUGAAUGAAAGCAAGGCCUGGGGAAAUUCAUUUUGGAAUGUGCAUCAGUGGGCAGCAGCUGAGUUCCACUUAAUCUUCGUUCUCUCUCAUAUCCUACAGAGGAUGUAUUGUGGUUCAAGCCAGUGGAGCUCCGGACCAAGUGGGGGCGCCGGGGGCACAUCAAGGAGCCUCUGGGUAAGUAUACGGGCCCAGCUCUUGAAGGGGAUGGGGGCGCUUAGCUUAUGAUGAGCAUGCCAGCAGAUCUCUCUUUCUGAACUGUGUUUUAAACUGCUGCCUCCCCCUCUCUUCUCUGCCGGCAGGUACCCAUGGCCACAUGAAAUGUCAGUUUGAUGGGCAGCUGAAGUCCCAGGACACAGUGCUGAUGACCCUCUACAAGCGGGUCUUUCCCAGAUGGACAUACGAUCCCCACGUGCCAGAGCCACCGCGGGAGAGUUUGAGCAGCCUCCUGCCUGGCCAGGAGGAAGAGGAAAUGGAUUAGCAGCUGCAGGGGACCCAGUUUUGUCUAACUUUGCACUUUGCCUAUGUUCAUUUGUAUCCUAUUUAUUUUUGGAGGAAAAUACUAUUUCCAAGGCAAGCCUUGGCCUCUG
This is a messenger RNA of Podarcis lilfordi (Lilford's wall lizard), 13106 nucleotides long. Lineage: Eukaryota; Metazoa; Chordata; Lepidosauria; Squamata; Lacertidae. The record is from the annotation of a GenBank genome assembly.